Molecule: messenger RNA, 249 nt
Organism: Ochotona curzoniae (black-lipped pika)
Lineage: Eukaryota; Metazoa; Chordata; Mammalia; Lagomorpha; Ochotonidae
Product: keratin-associated protein 7-1
Exons: 1
Coding region: 1-249 (82 amino acids)
Source: RefSeq, a predicted model, not a curated record
AUGACUCGUUACUUCUGUUGUGGAAGCUACUUCCCAGGCUAUCCUUGCUACGGAACCAACUUCCACGGAACCUACAGAGCCACUCCCCUGAACUGCGUGGUGCCUCUGGGCUCUCCCCUGCAGCAUGGCUGCUACAGCUCCAUGGCCUACGGCCCCUGUGGGAACAACUUCACCAACAACAUGUGCUACGGCCGCAGCUUUGUCCGGCCAUGGGGCCAUAACUCCGGCUUCGGCUACAGUACCUACUGA